CGCCGGCGCACUCCCUCACCCAUUGAGCCACGAAUAACAACUGCCCACCAUGCCGCAGGAUAUGCCGCCGAUCGGCGGCUACGGCGCCGUUCAAUACAAGCGCAACUUGCCCGUUCGCGGCUUCCGACCCGCCGUAUACAUCAUUGGAAUGGGAGGGUUGAUGACAUAUGGUUUCUGGAGAGUGGGACAGGGCAUCAGAGAGCACAACGAACUCGCACGCGAGAAGAUGUGGGCGCGGAUAUACCUCAUCCCAGCGCUCCAGGCCGAGGAGGACCGCGACCAGGUCCGAAGAUACCUGGCGGAUAAGGCGAGGGAGAAGGAAUUGCUCGGUUCAGAGACCAGGAUCUACAACAGCGACAGGUUCGUCCGGCCAACCUUUGCUGUCACACCGGAGAACGAGACGAAAUAAGAACCGAAAACUGGUCAUCAGCGCGUCUUUGUGAUUGGAGUGUAUAUACACGAUGGCAGGAAGAGGUGAUAUCACGGUUGAUAGCGAAUCAGAGAACAGUGAACAUCACACACCAAUUCCUACAUCCACGAGCGUUGCGCAGACCAUUGUGUGGACAAAAAAAGGCGCAAUCUGCUUGCAUGCCAUGACUACUGGCGCCCGCGCACUGGCGCGCCACAGAGGUCAUAUUUGAGACAUCAGCAAGAAGCUUA
This is a messenger RNA of Parastagonospora nodorum SN15, 660 nucleotides long. RefSeq lists its product as hypothetical. The transcript is spliced from 3 exons. The coding region runs from base 50 to 409 and encodes 119 amino acids. NCBI's taxonomy places the organism in Eukaryota, Fungi, Ascomycota, Dothideomycetes, Pleosporales, Phaeosphaeriaceae. The record is from RefSeq and is a predicted model, not a curated record.